AACAGUCUCUUCAGGCUACACGGGGGAUCUUUGACUUUGUAGAGAUGAGUAGAGGUGGGUGCUAAUGUCAGAGUGGGGCCAGCCGUGCUACGGGCCACACUGCAUCGCAUCAACUUUCCGUGUGUAAAUACCCGUUGAAGAUUGUAAUUACAUUUUUUCAUUCGAACAUUGACGAUAAUGGCUCGGUUCCCGUGUCUUUGCAGCGAUGUGCGGGGUAUUGUUCUUGGGGUUUCAGUGAGGAUUAUUAUUAUUAUUACUACGCGGAGAGGAUCCGUCGCUCUACACUCGAAAACAAGAGACAGCUGUCAUUGUCAUCCUCGUUUCACAAUCCUGUACUCGCAGCACUUAAAACAAGUUGCUCUUUUACCUAAUACAAUGGCGAGAAAAAAUACGCAUCGAGAGAUUUUAUUUUUUAAAUAUUCCCUAGCAUUGAAAUAAUAUUAUGGCGAAAGAAUUACGUUAAUCGAAGCCGCGAAUUGAAAAGUUCGAGCAAUAGUUUUUGUUUUAUGGAACGUGAAACAGUGUUCGAUAUCCGUGACAUCCCACAUAUUCAGUGGCGCUCUCUAUUGCAACAUCUUCCGCCGUUUCAACUCGGUUGAGUGUUUGCUCCACGGAACAUCCCGAUUAGCCAGUUACCCCGCUAGCUUCGGUGGCAACGACCCGCCGCAACCACUAACUACAGAGAUAUUGUUGCUGUAGAGAGGAGCCGAGCCAGCAAACAGCCAGGUAACUCGCGGUGCAGAUUAUUAUUAUAUUCACAAUUGUAUGAUUGCGCAUUCAUGCGGAGAAGUGCACGCCGCUCGCCUGGUACCCCUUGUCCUCCUCCUCCUCCUCAGACAUGAUCAAUCCACUGCUGGAUACAGGCCUCCCGAAGCUAUAUCCCUCACCGUCGGUACUGCAAUGCUGCAUUCGAGCUGAGCCUGCUUAAUAUUGUGUGGAAAAAAACUAAUAAAUAAGCCAUUUUCCACGCAGACAAGGAGGUUGACGUUUCGAGCGACCGGCCUUCUGCAUAUGGAAACAUGAAUCAAUUAUUUAGGCGGUGAUACUUUGUUGGCAGUAGUGGUCCACAAAUACCAACAACAAUAACAAACUCAACACACUCGUCAAUAACAUUGCCUUAACACUUCCAUGUGCUAUGGCAGUGGUCACUGCAUCGCGCGCUUUCAGAUGCACUUCUGCGGCCGUCUGGAACGCUCUUCCCUCCGAUAUUCGGAAGCCACUGGAGAUUCCCCGGCGAGAACGAUGCGGGUCGUGCCACGCGCGCUGCGCGCCGCCCUGCUGCUGCCGUUGGUGGCGCUCCUCGCGCUGUCGCCGGCGCAGGAGCUGCCGUCUCGGCCCGAGCCCCGGCCCGGCUCGGCGCCGCCCGUGGGCCACCCCGCCCUGGAUGAGCAGGAGGAGCACGCGACGGCGCUGCCGGACGGCGCGGAGCUCACGGACUACCUGCUGAGAGACACGUCCAAGCGGUUCUAUCUGGUGGUGGAGGAGGACAACACCCCACUGUGGCUGGUGCUGACGCCGUGCGACGCCUCCUUGGAGUGGACGCUCCGAGUGGAGGACCUACCCGAGGAGGCCAGUGGUGGAGGCUCAGGCGACUCCGAGCCGUUCCGAGCCCAGCAGCCGGAGAGCCGCCGCCCGGCCUCCGAGGAGCUGCACUCGUACCGCGGCAACAGCAUGGAGAGCUACGCCGUCCACUCGGCCAACUCGGGCCUCUACAUUCUCGAGGUGUUCUCCCCGGAGAGGGACACCAGCUUCAAGGUGUACGCCAGCACCGCCUCGUCUCCGGGCGUCGGGGACAGCUACCCGCAGCUGCCCGCCGACAGCCGGCUCGACGUGACGUGGGUGGGACGCAGCGCCGUCACGCUCUCCUGGAAGUCCAGCUGGACCACUGCUCUGUCAAAGGACACGGCGGUGCGCUACUGCCUCCUGGCCAACCGCGACCACAACGUCAAGAGCCUGUGCGGCGCGAAGACCAAGCUGGGAUCGGGGCCCGUUCCGCCGGUGCCGCUGGCCCGAGACCUGAACCCCUACGACUUCGCCUACCUGGGGUUCAGCACGGACUUGCUGCCGAGGGCUCCUCCGCCACCGGCCGUGAGCCACGGGCCGAGUCGAUCGGACGUCUUCUUUACCUGCCUGGACGACAAGACGGUCUACACGGUGUCAGAGCUGAAGCCCGACACGCAGUACUACUUCGACGUCUUCGCCGUCAACCCCCGGACUAACAUGAGCGUCUCCUACAUAGGGACGUUCGUCCGAACGAAGAGCGACGGCCAGGCCGAGAAGGUCACGGAGCUGAAGGACGGAAAAGUGACGGAGCUCACCGUGAAGCCCAGGGGCGGAGACCGGGAGGGCGGCGGAGGAGGCGCCGGCAAGAACCUGCGCUUCCGCCCGGUGUCGUCGCACCAGCACGUGCUCUUCUCGUUCCACACGUGCCAGGCCGCCAACGCCAUCCCGCUGCGCGUCGCCAUCCGCCGCGACGGGAAGCUCAUCUCCAGCGUGUCGCUGCCGGCCGGAGGGCUGCGUCACCUGCGCGUGAGAGGGAGGCCCAAGGCCGUCUACACCGUCCGCGUCAGCGGCAACGCGGGCGCGCCCGACGGGCGCCGCCGGCGGCGGCACCCGCGCCACCGGCGGCAGCGGCGGCGGCAGCAGCAGCAGCAGCAGCGGCACCAGCCGCCGCCGCCGCCGCCGGUGGCCGCGACGCUGCGAGUGUCGGCGACGUCCCGUCCCGGCAAGCAGCCGUUCCCCGAGCUCCCGGACGACACGCGCAUCAAGGUGUUCGACCGCCUGCGCGCCUGCAACGCGGUGACGGUGGCCUGGCUGUGCGCGCCCGAGCGGCAGAAGUACUGCCUGUACAAGCGGCCCGUGGGCGCGGCGCCAAAAGGCGGCGGCGGCGGCGCCGCGGCGUCUCCGCCGCUGGGCGCGUGCUUCGGGCCCGAGAGCCGCAAGAAGUCGGAGAAGGUGCUGUGCAAGGAGUUCAGCAGCGCCGACCCUCGGCGCUCCGUGCUGGCGCAAACCGUCCGCGGCCUGGAGCCCGGCCGGGCCUACGUGCUCGACGUGUACGCCAUGGCGCCCGGCGGGGAGGCGGCGCGGUACCAGAGCAGGAUGGUGACGACGCGCUCGCGCUGCUGAGCACGCCGCCGGUCCCGCGAGCGACGGGGAGCGGCGGAGGUCACACGACGAUCGUGCGGCAGAUGAGACUUGCCCGGCCCUUGAUGAGACGUUGCUUGAACGGGAGCGUCCCCCGACCUCCCGGGGGGGGGGAGGGGGGGGGAUCAUUGCGUAGGGAGCGAACGCAGAGAUGGAGCCGCUGAUCAAAACAACAACAAACGUGUGUGCGGUGUGAAUAUUCGCGCGGAAACGCUUGCAUCCGUCGGUGUACUAACACGCGUUUUGCUGAGAAGAGAAAUGAGAGGAGAUGCUCGUCGCUAGCCUUCGUGUGCUUUGCCUGGACCAUUUCUCCAUGGCAGACCGUCAGAAUGUCUCGCUAAACCACGCGUGCGUAACCAGGAGAUCCUUGCAUGCAGCCGUACGUCAGCAAUUUGUACUUUACGCAACAACGUUUUUACGGACUAAAAUGUAUCCCGUCUCAACAGAACGUUAUACGGUUCUGACGUUAGAUAACUGAUGUUUAAUUAAAAAAUAAUGUCCCAUAUUAUAGCACGUAACCGAGCGUCGAUAUGAAUAAAAAUGCCCUUCAUCAUUUUCGCGGUGAGUUUCAUGAAAUUCGCAACGAUGUUUCUAAAAUACAGCAGCCCGUGUGAUGACCUACGUCCGGAUUAUUCUCUAAUUUAAAUUGUUUAUAUUGACUCUACUAUUAGAAAACAUAUUUUUCUUUCUUAAAACCUUUUUCCCCUUUAGGUAAAAUCGUGAGAAAGUUAUAUUAUUAUUUACUAUCUUAUGUAACUAUAAUGUUUUUUUUUCUUUUAAACUUGAAUCUUAUUUGUUCUGCCUAAAUAAUGUUGUAAGUUAUUGAAAUCACAGUAUUUGAGCGUCUUACUGCUUAUAAUGAAACCUUGUACUAAAAAUAUAUUUGCAUAUUUUUUCUUUGUUUUUUGGUAACAUACAGUACGUGUAAAUAUUUACAAAAUUGGUUAUAUUGUAUUGUGUUAUAUUCACGUUGUACGACAGUGUUCACAUAUAGUUACGUUCGACCCCAAUAAAGUUCAUCUAAACAUUC
This is a messenger RNA of Petromyzon marinus (sea lamprey), 4174 nucleotides long. The record is from RefSeq and is a predicted model, not a curated record. Lineage: Eukaryota; Metazoa; Chordata; Hyperoartia; Petromyzontiformes; Petromyzontidae.